AUGGAAUGCCCAGACUUUCAGGUAGGGACAGUGUUGCUGUACGGAGUGCCGAUAGUCUCGCUGGUCAUAGAGAACCAGGAGCGACUUUGUCUGGCGCAGAUCAGCAACACUCUGCUGAAGGAGUUCAGCUACAACGAGAUACACAACCGUCGGGUGGCACUGGGCAUCACCUGUGUGCAGUGUACCCCUGUACAGCUGGAGAUACUACGUAGAGCAGGAGCCAUGCCUGUGUCGUCGCGACGGUGUGGCAUGAUCACUAGAAGGGAGGCCGAGAGGCUCUGCAAGAGUUUCCUGGGAGACAACACUCCGCCCAGACUGCCGGACGACUUCGCGUUCAGCGUCCACCACGAGUGCGCCUGGGGAUGUCGUGGAGCAUUCCUCCCCUCCAGGUAUAACUCCUCCAGAGCCAAGUGUAUCAAGUGCACCAUCUGUGGACUGUUCUUCUCCCCCAACAAGUUCAUCUUCCACUCGCACCGCACCGGGCCCAACGCCAAGUACGUGCAGCCCGACGCGGCCAACUUCAACUCCUGGAGAAGACACAUGCGACUCAGUGGCAAUCCUCCGCUAGAAGUGGUCCACGCCUGGGAAGACGUCAAGGCAAUGUUCAACGGUGGCACCAGAAAGCGGCUACUCUCCUCCACCUCCAACCCCCAGAGGUCACCUCCAGUCAAGUCUCCAGGCGCGGACCCCUCACCUCCUCCCUUCCCACUGCCUCCACCAGCACCCACCCGUGUCCCUCCCUUGCCGAUCGUCAUGGACUACGUGUGGCACAAGCACCCUCUGUCACCGUACUCCGCACUACCCUGGCUGGGUCUACCCCCGACAUCGCCCCUACUUCUACCCCCUGGGGAGGGCAAGUUGUACCCCUCGGCCUUCCACCCCGUGUACUCCGCUCCUCGCCACUCCUCUGACACCAACGACGACGAGGAGACUGUGGACAUAGAGACUUGUCCUGAAGAUGAAGUGAAGCCCUCCUGGAGCCCGGGACGUCCACGUGAAGAGAAGCCUGGAACACCCACCUCAGAGCCUGAAGUUGACGUAGGAUCUGAAAAUGUGGAAGUGGUAGAGGCGGAUAGAUCCAAGGUACCGGAGGAUGUCGCUAGUCCCGCCCCCACUUCCACCCCCGUCCAGGAGCCACCCCUCUGGUCCGUCGCCCGCCUCCACCGAGACUGGCCUGACCGCGCACUCUACAGGCAUGAGGUCGCCCGACAUCUCAGCCUCAUGAGAGAGUUGGUAGCACCAGGACCAUUGUCGGAUGCUGGCACUGGAAAUCCUGGAUUGUCUUUUCUGUCUCUACACACUCCUAUCCAAGAGAUUACCAGGACGAAAUACAAAGAGAAGAGUACAGUCAACAGUAAAGUGGACUGUACCACUUGUCAUCAGAUAUCGGGAUCGUUCAACCCAACCCAUCCAUCGCAAAACAACAAUUAA
Macrosteles quadrilineatus (aster leafhopper) is the source of this 1431-nucleotide messenger RNA. Its product is annotated as SKI family transcriptional corepressor 2-like. Gene Ontology annotation, molecular function: RNA polymerase II cis-regulatory region sequence-specific DNA binding; DNA-binding transcription factor activity, RNA polymerase II-specific; SMAD binding. Lineage: Eukaryota; Metazoa; Arthropoda; Insecta; Hemiptera; Cicadellidae. The coding region runs from base 1 to 1431 and encodes 476 amino acids. Gene Ontology annotation, biological process: negative regulation of BMP signaling pathway; negative regulation of transcription by RNA polymerase II. Gene Ontology annotation, cellular component: nucleus; transcription regulator complex. The record is from RefSeq and is a predicted model, not a curated record. The transcript has 8 exons.